Messenger RNA from Mycena citricolor, 8447 nucleotides. The record is from the annotation of a GenBank genome assembly. Lineage: Eukaryota; Fungi; Basidiomycota; Agaricomycetes; Agaricales; Mycenaceae.
UGGGGAUAAGCGGGUGUAAGACGGGAAUUCUCAAUCGGGUGCUUUCCAUGAGGCAAAGUAUCAUUCUCAGCCGCGCAUCCAGGCCAAAUUCGGGCGACACAUGGCAUAAGUGGCGCUCUAUCCCGAACAUGGUCACGUGUUGAGGUUGGUGGUUUGUCGCGGCUCUUGUUUCUGACCUCUUCCUUACGCCCGUUACGCGCUCUUCACGCACUCGACGCUCCCUCAAGACACAGCACACGAAAUCACUACUAUGAUCCCACUCAUCCCCGCUCUCGCUCUCGCUAUCCUGUCCUUCCUAUGCUCUGCCUUUGUUAUUCUACGUAUAGUACUUCCCAUUUUACCCCCUCACCCGUGCGUGGUCUUCUCGAGGCUCUUCUCUACCCAUCCUGAUCCGCGUAUAGACUCAGCCGACGUGUUUCUCCGUCCGAAUUCGGGCUUCCCAACUACAGGUCUUUGACUCCGUCCGACAAGAGGUAAGCUUGCUUUCUUCUUUUGACGUACACAUGGUCACGCAUUUUUUUCAGCCACCUCUGGUUGGCAAUUCUGGACAUCCUCGCUCUCGCUUCUUUCGUGUGGCAGACAGUCUCUGGUGCACCAACCAAUGUGACGACCGCACUGGAUCCCAUGUCAACGUUCAGGCUGUGGUUAGCCAUGACACUAAGGCAAUCCUGCCUUCUCAUUGUGGUCGGGCUCACACUGCUUCAUGUGCGCAUGGCUAAGCCCAUUUCUUUCGGCGCAAAGCACUGGAUGCUCUGGAUGCCGACCACCGUGUUGGCUGGGACCUCCACGGGUAUUGCUGUCGUUCUCUCUGGAGCGCAAGUCCCCAGCCUGUUCAUCGGCGUCAUGUCGUAUUCCACCACCAUCGCCUUGUCGACUACAGUUGCCUUCUGCUGUCUCGUCAAGACGCUCUUGGCCAUCAAACGGAAUCUGGCUGCCAUCGACGAGGACGCGGAGCCCUGGCCACCUGUGAAGAUGAGCGAGCCGGCGCCCCGCCCCUCUUUCGCCACGGAAGAAGUUGAUGCGCUCCGUGACGGUGCCUCUUGGAUUACCUCGAACGCUUCGAACGCUAGCUCGCGGCACGAUUCUGUGGGCGGAUGGUCGUUCUCCACGCACGCUCCCUCCACUCACGGCGGACGCCACGGAUCGAUGAACCACCCCUCCGUGCCAGCCAAGUCUGGGUACUGGUUUAACUCGUCGACUCCAUCCGAUGUGCCUCCCGUUCCGCAGGUUCCAUCGGAGUUCGGGCCGCUGUCGCCGACUGCUCAAGAGUUGGCUGAACCGGAUCCUUUCCGCCGUGAUGCGCCACUCGAAGGGCCCCACACUCCCCGGCCGCGAUACGAUUCGCAAACGUCCUGGCUGACAUCGACGAAUGGAACCCACACGGUCGUUUCUGCGUGGUCGUACCCUUCCUCGAUUGGGCAUCACUCUGAUUCCCGCAACGUCAGCGCGAUCAACUUGAAUGACGAGCUGCUCCCGUCGCACACGGCUGUCUCACGGCCGACUACGCCUGCCAUUGGCAAUGUCCGUGUCUUGGGAGGAUAUGGUCUCCAUGCUGAUGCAGAGAAAAGUCUCGCGGCACUCGCUGCAGCUGCCCCCUCGGCUGAGGUUGAUAUUUCUGGAUACCGCGCUAUUGGUUGGUUGCUUUUAAUUUGGGCACCCGUUGUCCUGUCCCUGCCAUAUCUCAUUCUUUCUCAACAGAACCCGACCCCACCAGCCUUCGUGUCAAUCUUGCUGUCGCUCUCGGUUACGGUCUCUUCUCCGAUCCUCGCUCUCAACCUGAUUUUCCAAUCGCCGAUGCCUGCUCCCGAGGGUUUGUUCGACACCUCGAGCGACUUGCCAGCAAACAUGACACGCAGCCCGCUUGCUGGCAGCGUUCCUCCCUACGGCAAAUGGUCUCAUGAAUACAAGCGCAGCACGAGUGCCAGUGUCACGGUCGUCGAAGGUCGUCGAAGCGGUGAUGUGUGGCUGGCCAAGGGAGAUGCUGUGGAUGGCCGAAACAAGGUUGGGCGAGCCUUUGGGAUGAUUUCCCCGAUGCCCAAGUUGUCUGUCCUUCCCUUGGAGGAGAACCCGCAAGUUCGCGCCCCACCGACGCCAAUCCCUGACGACGACUCGUCUCUGCCGGUUUCCAUCCACAACAGCACGCAGUCCGAAAUGAGCGCACAAUUCGGUCGAUUGCGCGAACAUAGCUCGGCUGUGGACGAGAGCUCUGGCGGACAGAUCAUGGUUGCGCACCGUCACUUCUCAACUCUCGCACAGACUAUGAUGGUAUCCAGCGGUGCUUCACCUGAAAAGCAGGAGACCCAGGGAACAUCGACCGCAGUGCGCCAGUCGGCACAUCUCCGCACGCGAUCGACGUCUUCUGCUCAGCACGGUGAUCGCAACACUAAUAUCAGCCCGCCACCUUCGUUCCCCUUGCCCCCGACGCCUCCGAGUGUCCGCGCCGCCCGUCUUGCCCAUCUCAAGCACCGCAAGUCAUUCUCAUCUGGAUACUCGUUCGGGCCUGUCGACGACAUCAACGAGAUCGACGUCAUUUCGGCGGGGAUGCUGCCACUGUUGGUUCCAGGCCUCAAAGUGGGAAGUAACAUGAAGAUCCGCGAUACGCCACCUGCAAGCUUCAGCCGCGCUAAGGGCAAGCGGGCUUUCCAAGAAUUUGGAGGUGACAUCUCAUCGCCGCAACUCCAUUCGACGCCGGCUGGGUCGCAGAAUGUCAGGUCGAAGAAGAGAUCGAUGCACGGCCGUCACCACUUCAGUCUCCCUAGCCUCGGGCUCGGCAAAGAUGGAGUUCACCCUCUUGCUGAUGAAAUCGCCCAGGCUUUACAAAAUCACGACGCACGUCGAGUGACGGUCUUUGGUGGAGAGUCUGUUGACCAUGUCCAAGUUCGGGCUGGAACACAGCUCACUCGUGCUCUUUCGUCUCGUCGACUCGGUCUGCAGUCCGAUGUCCCGCAUUCCGCACGCCAAUCGUUGCAGUCGUUCAAGAUGCCCAAUUCUGCCGCUUCGACUGCGACGUUGUUCGAGGAGUUCGACGGCGAAGGCCCCCAGGCCGAAAGCACGCCUCACAACAACAUAGCCAACAAGCCUGUCUCGAAACAACGGCCUCCUCCCCUGCCACUGCCGAACCGCCGUUCCAGCAUCGUUUACAUCACGUCUCCGGUGGAGGACCCAGCGACGAAUCCGUCUGCGAUGUCGUCGAUUGCGCAGUGGUCCUCGCGCGUGAUCGCCCGCCCGGCCAAGCUGCAGCGCAAGAUUUCUGACGCUGUGCACAAGGCCAAGCAGAAACAGCAGCCGGGCUCGCCUGGAUUGCGGCCGUUGGCUCUGCUGCAGGACCGGGACGUGAACUCGACGCCUCCGUUGUCGCUGCGGAAGAAAAACCACGGGAGCAGCCGCAUGAAGGGCGAGAACGUCUCCCCAGAAUACGCGGCAUCGUCUGCGGGCAGUCGCCGCAGUCUCAAGCCCCUGCAACUGUCGCGGAAGGAGACUCGGGUGGACAUGCGGUGAUGUCCCCUUUUUGAAUUUUCGUUUGCUUUUUUCCUGCUUUGAUGAUCGCUUUGCUCACAUGUUAUGCUCUUAUCCCACUGCUUGACGCUACCAUUGUUGUUCCAGUAUAUCCACUUGCUCGCUUUUUCGUUAUCUUGCUAUUGACCCAUCACACUGCUCUCUGUACUGAUUACUGCUCUCGAUCUAUGCUCAAAACUAUGCUCUCUGUCGCUUAUCUCUGUAUUUACGCACGUACUUAUCAUUGCUAGGUCAAGAUUCAAGUUCAUCACUGCGAACGUUGUCUGUUCUCAACUCAGCUAAGAUGCUUCAUCCCAAGGCUAUCAGAAGCUGUGCGAGUUCUCAGUCCAAAUCCGCCACGUGAUUCAUGUGACGUGAUCUCGUCGGUCACGCACAAGAACUCUACGACUAGAAACUGAUGGAGCGUACACACUGACACACACUCGGAACCGAUUUCUCUCCCACCUUCAUCACUUGCAUCAUCUUUCCGCGCGUCGCUAGUCUCUGUCCACCCACACUCGCAGCUGGUCUACCAUAUCAUGGACUUUGACGAGUCCUCCGACAUCCUGGGCCGCAACACCAAGCUACCCAUGAGGGCCCCAGUCGCGGCGGCCUCGUCCUGGCCGGGCGUGUCGAAGAUGGCAUUCUAUGUCGCGCUGCUGUUGAUGGGCUAUCUGGGUGUCAUGCGUGUGUGGGCCCGGUUGGGACGAUGGAGAGAAAAGUCGCACCGUCUGGCGACACGCCGGCGGUUCGGCAUUCCUGACCACGACCACCGGCCCUUCAACGUCGCGCAUGCUGCGGCGCUACGCGCGCAUCGCGAGAGCGAGGUCGCGAAUAACGGCGUGGAGAGGGUUGAUGUCGACGCGCUAUAUGCGCAGGCUGCGGCGGACAGGGAGGGCGAGGGAGCUGCGAGGCAGCGCAAACCCACGUAUGCGAACACGCAACCCUCGUGGGCAUCGGGGGGUUCAUCCGGCACUUCUGGGCUGCCGGGUAAAUUCUCUCUAAGUCGUGAGCGACGACAUUUCCCGGUGGCGGCGAGUGGUGCCGAAAUAUCUUCUCCCUUCGGCCCACGCAUGGCCCAUCCAUCUCCUGCUGUCCGAUUCGCCGAACGCUCUUCCCAUAUCCUUUCUUCGCCCAAAAAACAAAAACGCACUCUGGAUGAACAGGAUCAUCUGGAAUCGGAUGAGCCUGAGCAUCCCAAGAAGACACGCGUCGAGGGCGAGGAGUUCAUCGACGGAGAUGAAGCCGCCGAAUGGAUACCCAGGCAUCACAAACGGGGCUCAAAACGAGUAUCACGGGAUCAAGCUGUGGAUGAGGACCAGGAUGCUGCUGAGCCGAUCCGGGGCAAGCGGGCGAGGAAAGUCAGUCUUGAGAAGGAUGUGGCGGAAGUUCACGAUGUGGAUAUGGACGAUGGAGAUGACGGUGAUGGUGACAAUGACAUGCAAGUGGAUCCUGACGAGACCGGGCCGUCGGUGUCGACCUCUUCAUCGCGUGGCAAGAAACGGACAGGGCGUGAGGUGGAGAAUGACGAGGAAAGCGGCAAAAAAGCGAAGCGAAAGCGCCGAUCUGCGCGAAAAUCCGAUGGAGCUCUGCUUCCUGUGACACUUGUGCCUUCUCGCGGCCAGAAGCGGGACCGUGAUCGAGACGGGGAUGAGGCGAGCGACGAUGAAGUCUUGGAGACUCCAGGAAAGCGGAAGACCAAAAAGAGAGGGAAGAAGGGCAGCUUGGUACCUGUCGAAGACGACGGUGGGGUUUCCAGUCCUGCAAAGGGCAAACAGCGGGAAAUUGGCGAGGAAUGGGAAAGCAACGGUGUUUACUACAAGGUUGGACAGAACGGACAACGGAUGAGACAGGCUCUCGUUAAGAAAGCUGCGAAGCGAUUCAAUAUGCCUCUGGACUCGGAGCAUCCGGAUCGGGACGAGAACUUGGAAGUCUGCGUCGAGAUGUGGUUGACAGAUGAGGAAUACGACAAGUACAAGGCACAAAGUCUACUGGCGUGGCAAGAUUCGCCCAAGGCUCCGCAGCCAGCACCGGCCGCCGAAGUGCCAAUGACGCCGACGCCGAUCACGAAGCCGGGCAAAAACUUACUGUGGGAUUCGCCGGUCUCCCCGUUCCCCAAUGGUUAUACGCCCAGCCCCGUGAAGGAGGUGCAGCCCAUGCGAUUCCGACAAUCGAUCGCGAGCGAUCUGGGCGUGCGAAUGAAUCCGUUCGACAGGGCUGAGCUCCUGAAAACAGGCGGCCGAAUGCGGCGGCUUGGGGGGUUGAGGAACGAGACGGGGACUGCUGGUGCGAAUCUGGUCGACAGCACGAACAAUGUGGCUUCCCGACCGAGUCCGCGGCGUGCGUUUUCCAAGUGGGAGAAGCAGGAUCUCGAGGCCAAGGCGAUGCUCAAGAUGCGGGAGGUGAACCAGGCUCGGCUGAAGGAAAAGGAAAAGGAGAAGCUGGCGGUGGCGACGGUGCCUACGAUUGCGAUCACGGCGCCGGAACCGGCAAAGGCCGUGCCAGCACCGGCACCAGCACCAGAGGGGGCAAGCAAGAGUCCGUUCUCGUUUGGUAGUGCGCCUGCAAAAGAUGCCACGGCCAGCAGCCCAGCAGCCCAACCCGGGCCAGGCGAUAAACCUGCAGGCAACAACUUUUUCUCACUGGGGGCCCCGAAAACUGUUACUCCAGCGGCGGACGCGGCGAAACCCAACGCUGCUGCUGCUGUUGGGAAAGAUUUGUUUGCGGCGCCGCCAGCGAAGCCUGGCAACAACUUUUUUGCGGCGCCGGCGACGGCCGCAGCAAAAUCCUCGUCGCCUGCACCUGCCGCUACCAAGCCUGCUACAACCAACUUUUUCGCUGCACCAGCGGCGGCCCCUACAGCGCCGAAGCUGCCGGCCGCUAACAACUUUUUCGGUUCUCCAACGCCGGGAGCAGCCUCGGCACCGGCACCGGCACCGGGGGUUGCUAAUCCGUUCCCGUCUGCUCAAGUACCUCAAGUAGCGAAAACAUCCGACUCCGCGUUUGGGUUUGGUCAGAAAGUGCCGGUGCAGAGCCCAGCUCCAGCUGCAUCGCCGUUUGGAUUUGGCCAGAAGACAUCGGCACCGGCCUCAGCACCGUCAGCGCCAGGACCGGCGUCGACGGCGUUUGGGCUCCCUCAGAAGGCACCGGCACCGGCACCGUCAGGGCCAGCUGCACCUACGUUUUCCUUUGGCCAGAAGGCAACUGCUCCGGCUCCGGCACCACCGGCUCCUGCAUCCGGCGGAUCGUUGUUAUCUCGGAUGGCAGGUAAACCUGCGGAGAAGGCAGGCGCUGGUGAAGCAGCAAAGUCGGCCUUCCCUUCCAGCGCUCCCAAACCGCCGGUGGCUGGUGGUAGUGCGUUUGCUCCUCCUGCUGGCAGUGCGUUUGGGUCCACGACGAAUAAUGCUUUCGGUGUUCCGGCUGCGAAACCCCAACCCGCUGCGUUGGCCGCCCCAGUUCCGGUGAAAGCUGCCCCUGUAGCCGCCCCUGCGGCUGGCGCUGAUGCAACUGCCACUGCGACCCCAAGCUUUUCGUUCAAGGCGGUGACGGCGAAUGCUAAACCGGCAGCAACCAAACCAGCAGCAGCUGCGACCACUGUGCCGCCAAUAGCGGAGGCACCCAAUUUCGCGUUUGGUGGUGGUUCAGGGUUCGGUGCUAAGCCAGCGGACGGUACCACUGCGGGCCCUUCAUCGACGGCGUUCGCGUCCGCUUUCGGUGCUGGCAAAACUGCGCCAUUGGUGGGAGCAGAUGCGACAAAGCCCGCGGAGACGACUAAACCGGCUGUUGCUUUUGGAGAUUCUGCAUCACCAUUCGGCGCCAAACCGGCUGACACGGAAUCUGCGUUUGGGAAGCCGGCACAGUCUGCGUUCGGGAAGCCCGCUGAGACUGCGAAUGUGUUUGGUGGCAAAGCAGCCGAGACACCCUCUGUGUUUGGUGGUGCUGGCCCGGCGUCUGUGUUCGGUAGUCAACCUGCGGCCAUAUCCAGUCUGUCUGGCGCGUUGGGGGAUCCUAAGCCGUUUGCAUUUGGGAGCGGUGGUGCUGCUGACAAGCCAGCGACGACGGGUUUCAGUUUUUCGAACGUGAAGGAUGGGGAGGUGAAGCAGCCGCCGGCCAAUGCGUUUGGGGGUGCGGUCGCGGGUGGAUUCGGAUCGACACCGGCCACCACUCCGACGACGGCGACGCCGGCUCCAGCUAGCGGUUUCAGCUUUGGUGCCGCGGCGACGGCACCACCGACGACAGCACCAGCACCAGCUAGUGCAUUCAAAUUCGGUGGCGCUGCGACACCGGCCAGCAGUCCGUUUGCAACGGGUGCAUUCGGGUCGACGACGGCUGCACCGGCAGCGACGUCAGGAACGGCGGCCACACCAGCACCUGCCGCGGCGAGUACGUUCGCUUUUGGUGGCUCGACGACACCUGCGGGCAGUCCGUUCGGUGUGAAACCGGGCGCAUUUGGUGCAGGGACGACUGCGCCUGCGCCUGUUUUCAGCUUUGGCAGCAACUCGACUGCGCCCGCGGCUGGAGCCAAUGGAUCUACUACGCCCAGCUUCUCAUUUGGUUCCAAGUGAUUCUGUUUCGUUCGACUUCUGCCACUGCCGCAUAUCUAUCUUACGUACGCUCGCUCUGUAAUCCUUGCUAUGUACUUUUACCACGAGAAGAUUCGAAGAGGUUGCAGAUCUCCGAAUCUUGGAAUUGUUUGUUCUCAGAAAUGCAGCCGUCGAAGCAUCAUCCCUGCCAUCUCAGUAAUGACUUUUGGACAGCACUAGUGGUCAUUCCGAUUAGUCGGUUUUCUCGGCUGAGCAUCAACCAGUACCAAGAUCCGAAGAGGAGAUCUGCUACAUACCUUCUGAGAAGACUGCUCGGAUGCUGUGGUUCAGGAUUGUGAUUCAGCUAGUGCAGUUGCAGCCUUGGACAAGAAGUUGUUAUGCUAUAUGUUGAACGAAGGUGCACUUGAU